AUGCAGCCACUUAGUGAGACACAGGACACAACCCCACCUGCACCAAUCACCUUGGCAGCUCCCGCAUUCGAUGAGGAAAAGUUGCUUAUUUAUCGCGAAUUAUAUUAUGACGGAUUCAGUUCUAUCAUCGCUGCCCGAGACUUGACGACCGGAGCUGCAGUCGCAGUGAAAAAAGUGGAGUACCGCUUCUUCACACACGCACCAUUUCCGAUCCGGUGGUUGCAACGGCGAUAUUCAAGGAAAGUUCGUCAACAAACUGCAAGAAUUCGUACUUUAUCGCACAAUUCUCUGCUAAAACUGAUUGAAUUUGUGGUAGAACCGAAACGGAUUGUGGUUGUCACGGAAAUGUGCAUGUUUGGUGACCUAUUCAACUGGAUGCUACAACAACCCCAACUUCGAGUCCGUGAUUUAUGUUUAAUUAUUCAGUAUAUUUAUCAGGUUUUACGUUAUUUGCAUUCACAAAACUUUGUGCACGGAAACUUGACACCUACUCAUAUUUUGUUUCAAGCAAUGUCUCCACAAUCCGUCACAAUUAUGCCCGACCUAAGCAUCCGAAAGGAACUCGCCUACAUCACAGCUAAUCCACCCUUGGUAAUAGACAGUUGGGCACCGGAGUACAUCAGAAGUUUUGUUUCAAUGCGGGAAGAGCGCAAAACAUCGGGAAAAGGAUACGUGGAAAGCAACGAGGACCAGAUGGAGGAUGAGCUGAUGCAACCAACCAAAGCCAUGGACGUAUGGGGUGUGGGCUGUAUUGCUCACAUCGCUCUAACAGGGAAGCCGCCGUACCCGGUGGGUUCCUUGGAGGAAGUAUUGAGCAUAAUCGAUCAGACCGGAGGACAGUUGAAAAAUCCGAUGAUCAGUACAUUCAGCGACUCAGUACAGAAACAACUGCGUGACUCGUUGGCUCUUGCUCCAGAGGACCGGCCAAAUGCAGAGCAGUUUUCGGAACUCUAUUGGUUUGAUGAUGAUCAGACCCGAAGUGACAAGAGGAACAUACUGCUCACUAUCGAGUACGAUCUGAUGCACACGUGUCGUAGAUAUCGAACGCAAGGAAGACAAGUAUUUGAUAACGUCUUUGUUGGACAGACAGAUGAGGAUGAUGGUUCGUGA
Opisthorchis viverrini is the source of this 1110-nucleotide messenger RNA. RefSeq lists its product as hypothetical. Gene Ontology annotation, molecular function: calcium-dependent protein serine/threonine kinase activity; calcium/calmodulin-dependent protein kinase activity; calmodulin binding. The record is from RefSeq and is a predicted model, not a curated record. Bases 1 to 1110 code for a protein of 369 amino acids. Gene Ontology annotation, biological process: protein autophosphorylation; peptidyl-serine phosphorylation; intracellular signal transduction. Lineage: Eukaryota; Metazoa; Platyhelminthes; Trematoda; Opisthorchiida; Opisthorchiidae. The transcript has a single exon. Gene Ontology annotation, cellular component: cytoplasm; nucleus.